UUUCUCUUCUUACUUACCCGCGGCGGGAGAUGAUAUGAUCGAUAGAGACGACGACCGGGGAUAUUGGGGGUCAGGUUCCACUUCCGACGCAAGGUGCUGAUGACAUCAGCUGUCUGGGUUACAUUGUCUUACCAUCUAACGGUGCAAAGUGGCACUGCCGUGUACUUAAUGGAAUCGAGCACAGAUGAUAAGAGCAAUUAUUUUGUAAGACAGACAGUUUGGUUAUUCUGUUCAUACCUUGUGCUGUUUUGUUUCGUGGCCCCCGGAUUCCGACCCCGACUUGGACAAGCUCUAUUGGACCACUGGGUCGCUAGCUGGCCAAUAAAGGAACCGGCUCCUUUUAAGCAACGGAAAUGGUUUCGUGAUGGACUGACGGACUCAAACCUUGAUACUGUAUAAGUAUAAGUACAGUAGGUAGGUAGUACUAGGUACCUAGGUAGAGUCUGCGUAAAGUACAGAUUGU
Molecule: messenger RNA, 463 nt
Organism: Xylaria bambusicola
Lineage: Eukaryota; Fungi; Ascomycota; Sordariomycetes; Xylariales; Xylariaceae
Exons: 3
Coding region: 100-399 (99 amino acids)
Source: RefSeq, a predicted model, not a curated record